Molecule: messenger RNA, 1559 nt
Organism: Megalops cyprinoides (Indo-Pacific tarpon)
Lineage: Eukaryota; Metazoa; Chordata; Actinopteri; Elopiformes; Megalopidae
Product: brain acid soluble protein 1 homolog
Exons: 2
Coding region: 151-882 (243 amino acids)
Source: RefSeq, a predicted model, not a curated record
GCGUGUGCUCGAGUGAGAAAUGCAGGGAGAGGCGCGCAGAACACUACCCUGACAGGCACAGCUACUGAGGGCACAAGCACAGCCGCGUAGAAAAAUAACCUCAGACACUUCUGCAAGGAACCGUUAAGAACUUAAUCGCGAAGAACGAAAAUGGGAGGCAAACUGAGCAAAAAGAAGAAGGGCUACAACAUGAAUGAUGAGAAGGCAAAGGAUACAGACACGAAGGUGGAGGGGGUGUCGCCAGAAGAAGGGGAGGCCCAGAAAGAGAACAAGGAGGAGGCCCCAGCAGCAGCCGACACCAAUGAGAUAGCCAAUGACAAGGCGGAAAAAGACGCCCAGCCAGUUGCCAAUCAGACAGCAGCCAGUGAGGAGGACAAAAGGGCGGUGCCCAAAGAAGAGCCCUCCAAGGCUGAGGUAGAAAAGCCUGCUGCUAAUGCUGAGCCAAAAGCUGAGGAACCCAAGACUACUGAGGCAGCCCCUAAGCAGGCAGAGAAGCCAGCCGCCCCUGCCCCUGCUGCAAGCUCUGCACCUGCCCCUGUCCCUGCUGCUAAAGAGCCUGCCCCUGAGGUGAAGGCCCCAGCCCCAGCACCACCAGUGACUGAAAGCAAAGCAGAGACCAAGGAUGAGGUGGAUGGGAAAAAGACUGAGGCCCCUGCACCGGCAGCCAAAACCGAGGCCACGCCCAUUGCACCAGAGCCCAAACCUACGGAAGCAGCACCAGCCCCUGCCACAUCUGCAGCCCCUUCUAAGGAAGUCCCCAUACAAGAGGCAGCCCCUAGUUCAACAACAGCCACCUCCGAGAGCGCAGCCCAGGCACAGGAGGCCAACGCCACAGAGGCCCCUGUUCCCAACAAGGAUCAAACCAUAACCAUGCAAGAUUAAUGGACAGCCCCUUUUUAAGCAAAACAAUGGGAAAAUAAAUACAACAAACAAAACAAAUAUAAUGAAAAUAGUGAAAUAGCCCACCCACAUUAUGAUUAUUAGUAUUAUUUUUCUGCUAUAGUAUUUGUACAUUGAUACAAGUAAUCUACACACUCUGACCCCCUUGCCACCCCCCAGUCUCCAUCCAUGCCCAUCAGGAAUCACCUUGCCUCCAUUUUCACCCAUACCAAUGUUGAAAGACUCUGCCUGAAAGGUCUGGGUCAAACCAUUGGUUUCCAUGGACUACCUACACUGCAGGUCUCUGAAAAGGAAAUUGAAUGGAUAAAAUCUACUUACCAAGAGCACAAGCACUCUCUAACUCCUUCUUCUCCAGGGUGCUAAUGCUCUCGUCUGUGCCUGUUGGGUCAGUGCUAAGACAGACUCAAGUUGUGGUUCUUGCUUUGUGUUACUGCUAGUGAUUUGUCUUUGGGUUUUUGCUGUGGUUGCUGUUGUGUUUUUUUUUCUGUCUGGCAUCCACAGGUCUGAGCCAACACUUUCAGGCAUGGUCAAAAGACCAUCUUGAUAACAGCACUGUCCUCUUUCUUUCAGUUCCUGAUGUCCCGUAUUUUAUUUGCUGGGAAAUAACUGACUUCUUCCAUUUUCAUUGUUCGCUCCUUUUUCUUCCUCUCUCAGGCUCA